Messenger RNA from Mangifera indica (mango), 1261 nucleotides. RefSeq lists its product as uncharacterized. The record is from RefSeq and is a predicted model, not a curated record. Gene Ontology annotation, biological process: protein ubiquitination. The coding region runs from base 86 to 781 and encodes 231 amino acids. NCBI's taxonomy places the organism in Eukaryota, Viridiplantae, Streptophyta, Magnoliopsida, Sapindales, Anacardiaceae. The transcript has 7 exons. Gene Ontology annotation, molecular function: ubiquitin-protein transferase activity; zinc ion binding. Gene Ontology annotation, cellular component: membrane.
UCACAGAAAUAGAACAGCGAGUUUUAAAAAUUAGAAGAGUGCUUUUUGAGGAGACGGAGGCACAGAAAGAUAGAAGGAAGAGAGUAUGGGAGACGUUGUAUUGUUUGUGGAGGACUUGCAGUCAAAUUAUGGAGUAUCGCACUGUAGAAUUUGCCAUGAAGAAGAAUAUGAAAGCUGUAAAAGCCUGGAAGCUCCUUGUGCUUGCUCUGGCACUGUCAAGUUUGCUCACAGAGAUUGCAUACAACGAUGGUGUAACGAGAAGGGAAACACAACUUGUGAAAUUUGUCUCCAGCGAUAUGAGCCUGGGUAUACUGCACCUUCAAAAAAGUCUCAGCUGAUUGAGGCAGCAGUGACCAUCAGAGAUAGCUUGCAAAUUCCAAGAGGAGAGCACGAGACAGAGAGCCCAAGAUUAGUGGGUUUAGCCGAUGGUUUAAGUUUAACGGCAGAAUCUGAGUAUGCUGAAUGCAAUUCAGCAGGGGAUAGAAACGCCGGUUGCUGCCGCUCAUUGGCUCUUACAUUUACUGUUCUCUUGCUCAUUAAACAUCUCUUCGCUGAGCUCACUGGAAAAGCCCAAGAUUACCCAUUUGCACUUCUUACUAUACUUAUUCUAAGAGCCAGUGGAAUUAUACUACCCAUGUACAUAUUGUUUCGCACAAUUACAGCAAUUCAAAACAGCAUUCGGAGGCAAUAUCAUGAUUCCGAUGAUGAAUUCUCAGACUCUGAUAAUGAUGAAGAAGAUGAUGAGGAUCGGACGGAUCAAAAUCAGCGGCGUAUGGUUUAACGACAGCCAUCUCACUGCUGUGAUUUUUCUUUGAAAACAAGUCAUUUUAGUUCUUCAACACCAGCUUCUUUACAUAUAUGGGCAAGGCCAACAACAACCUGUUGCACUAUUGACAAAAAUGAAUCACCGAAAUUUACGUCAUAACUAUUUACACACUAAAAGCAGAUUUACUUCUUCCGGAAAAGUAAAGGCCUCAACAAUUCCUAACAAAUCUCCUGGCAAUUUCUACAGCGGCUCAACCUAAAUUACGAAAAUAUGUGCCAACUGAUGAUCACAUUGUUGUAUCUAAUUUACUUUAUCUGUGAAACAAGGUUCAAUUUUCACUUGCAUAAAUUCCAGAUGUACCAAUCCAAGAGUCCACAAAAGAUUCCGUACCACGAAAUUAUAUAGAUCAACAAGAAUACUUGUGCCACUGAUCAAAUCUUGGCUGAGGACCAUCUUAUUAACAAAUUGGUGAAUUGACAGUUCAUCUUUGGAUUC